AUGUCUCGAAGCAUAUCCUACAUGCGCCAAAUGCCGAGAAACAAUAUUCGCAUUGUAGCACCAACUCCCAAACCUCUUCCCCUAAGACUUAUUACCAACUUCAUUAAUUUAUACAAAGGCGAUACCUCGGAGCGCAACAGUGCGGUACUAAAGUUGUCAGAAUGGUUGACAGCAAAUGGCAGCGAUAUCUCUAUUGUACGCGUAGGUAAAUCGACGUCCGGAGGACUAGGUGUAUUCGCACGUGAGAACGUGGAGAAGGGUAAAUCGCUGUUCAAGAUCGCACAGAAGUGUGUCAUGUCGAGUGAAAAGUUGAAAUUGCAUGCAUAUGGCAAGCUCAUACUCGCGGCCGCGAAACAAGCCGAGCUGCCAGUGCCUUCGGACGAACUCGUGUUGCAAAUAUGCAUGGCUGUGGGCCGUAAGGACCCGACAUUCCACUUCUAUCCGUUCCUGAAUGCGCUUCCCACACACGCCCCUGAUCCCGUGAAUUGGGAGGAGAGUGAGAAGGAGUGGCUCAUGGGCUCGACCGCACAUUUCACUAUCGCCGAGACGUUGGCGAGUCUGAAGGAGAGUGCCGACGCGCUGACUGUGGCGAUCGUUUCCUAUGCGCAG
Molecule: messenger RNA, 609 nt
Organism: Sphaeroforma arctica JP610
Lineage: Eukaryota; Ichthyosporea; Ichthyophonida
Exons: 2
Source: RefSeq, a predicted model, not a curated record